Messenger RNA from Annulohypoxylon truncatum, 7567 nucleotides. RefSeq lists its product as uncharacterized. Gene Ontology annotation, biological process: fatty acid biosynthetic process; secondary metabolite biosynthetic process. Lineage: Eukaryota; Fungi; Ascomycota; Sordariomycetes; Xylariales; Hypoxylaceae. The transcript has 15 exons. The record is from RefSeq and is a predicted model, not a curated record. The coding region runs from base 1 to 7398 and encodes 2465 amino acids. Gene Ontology annotation, molecular function: phosphopantetheine binding; oxidoreductase activity; fatty acid synthase activity.
AUGGCUGAAUUCGCUGCUCUCAAAAAGGACAUCUACGGGUGUGGCCCGAUGCUUCCGAACCUUUCAAUAAUGGAGAACGGAUCCAUGACAAGCUUAUCGACAACCAAUGCCAACUCAAGUUCCGACGACAGCCUCAACGGCUCAGUCCCUAUAGCUAUCUGUGGGCUGGCUACACGCCUUCCCGGUGGCAUCAGCUCGACUGAGCAGCUCUGGGAAUUUCUGGUUAACAAGUCUGAUGCAUGUGACCGCAUUCCAGCGCAGCGGUAUAGCACCCAUGGACCUCAGGGGAAUACAUCUCCAUCGGCCACUACCGGAAAGGAUGCUUCUUCGGACAGACCUCACUGGAAAACUCACGGGUAUAUGUUGAACCACGUCGACCUUGCUGCCUUUGACGCUGCUCGUUUCUCUAUGACGCGUACCGAAUUAGAUAUCGUGGAUCCCCAGCAACGUCUUCUCCUAGAACUUGCCUGGGAGUGUUUUGAAAAUGCUGGCGAGACUCACUGGCGUGGUAAGGACGUGGGUGUAUAUGUCGGCUCCUUUGGUGAAGAUUGGAACGAUCUCCAAUACCACGAUCGGCAGGACCUCCAUCUUUAUAAACUUUCUGGAGUGGCCGAUUUGGUGCUUGCUAAUAGGAUUUCUUAUGAGAAUAACUUGAAAGGACCAAGCAUGGUUGUGAGAACCGGGUGUUCUGCCUCGUUGUACAGCCUCCACCUAGCUUGUCAGGCUCUUCAAGCGGGUCACAUACCGAGUGCUCUUGUGGGAGGGGUCAAUAUAAUCAUGAAUCCUGCUAAGGUUGAAACUAUGGUUAAUCUUGGCGUCCUAAGCAAGGAUGCUUCGUCACGAUCCUUUGAUGCUAAUGCCAAUGGCUAUGCGCGUGGAGAAGCUGCUAAUAUGAUCUUAGUAAAGAGGCUUGAUGAUGCCCUUCGUGACGGGAACCCGAUUCGCGCUGUUAUCCGCGCCACUGCUAGUAAUUGCGACGGGAAGACUCCAGGCUUAAGCAAGCCUAAUAGCGAGGCCCAUGAGAAACUGAUUCGGGCUUCAUACAGCGCUGCUGGUCUCGAAGAUGAAAUCGGCAAAACGGCAUUUUUCGAGUGCCAUGCCACAGGCACCUCAAGUGGUGACCCAGAGGAAGCCGGAGCAGUGGCAAACAUUUUCGGUGACAAGGGUGGCGUGUAUAUUGGAUCUGUCAAGCCAAAUCUGGGCCAUUCGGAAGGGGCAUCAGGGCUUACUUCACUUCUUAAAUGCGUCUUGGCACUAGAACAUAAAACGAUCCCCCCGAACAUCAAGUUCCAUCAGCCAAACCCUAAUAUCCCAUUUGAGCAAGGUGGCCUCCGCGUUCCGACAGAACCCUCCCCUUGGCCACAAGACCGCUAUGAGCGAGUCAGCAUUAAUUCGUUUGGGGUCGGCGGUGCCAACGCUCACGUUAUCCUAGAUUCGGCCGCAUCUUUCGGAAUCCAGACAAAUACCAGCUCAAUUCCAGCAGGAAGUCGUCUAAUAGUAUUUACUGCCAAUGACUCCAAGUCAGCCCACCGUGGGGCGCAAGAAUGCCGUCAUUUUAUGACUAACCAUCCCGAGCAACUUGAUGAUGCUGCCUAUACGCUUGGGUUACGCCGCGAACACCUCUCUCACCGAUGUUUUGCUGUUUCUAAUGAGGCAAAUCUUAAAGAUCUCGCCUUCUCGGCUCCGGUAAAGGUUCCUGCAGCCGUCCCGAAUGUGAUAUUCGUCUUCACGGGCCAAGGAGCCCAGUGGCCGACUAUGGGUUCGAUGCUAUUAUCAGAGCAUCCCACAGCCAUUAACGACAUUCAGAUCAUGCAGAAUGCCCUAUCAACACUCUCUCAAGAUCUUGCUCCAAGCUGGACUCUCUUAGAGGAGCUUGCGCGGUCUAUGGACACAAGCCAGGUAUACAAGGCGGAGUUCUCUCAGCCUCUCACUACUGCGGUCCAGAUUUUGGUAGUGAAUCUUCUCCGGAACUGGGGGGUUAUGCCCGCUGCUGUCAUCGGGCACUCGAGUGGAGAGAUCGCUGCGGCGUACGCCAGUGGUGCGCUGACCAUGGAAGAAGCUAUCAUCUGCGCAUAUCUCCGAGGGAGGGCUACAAAGCAGUCGGCACCAACAGCAGGCGCCAUGGCGGCUAUUGGUCUCGGCCCGGUUGAUAUCAUGCCGUACCUGGUUGACGACGUUGUAAUUGCUUGUGAGAACAGCCCUUCUAAUACGACCUUGUCAGGGGACAAAAAGAAAAUCGAGGGAGUUAUCCAGGCUAUCAAAGAUGAUUAUCCCGACAUAUUUGCUAGGCGGCUGCAAGUUGACAUGGCAUAUCAUUCUCAUUACAUGAAGCAAAUAGGCCAAGAAUAUGAGCUUCAACUCGCGCCCCGGUUGUCCGGCUACGCUGCCUCGAUUCCAUUCUUCUCAACCGUGACCGGUGAGAUGCUUCGUCCGGGUGAAGCACUCGACGCUGCAUAUUGGCGCUCUAAUCUUGAGUCGCCUGUUUUAUUUAACACGGGCAUAGAGAAUGUCCUCAAAUUUCAAGGCCUGGACAGCGUCCUAAUUGAGGUUGGGUCACAUUCUGCUCUUUCAGGACCGAUACGGCAGAUCCUAGGCCACUUGAAGGCUCAACAAGCUUCGUACAUACCCACAUUGAUACGCCAUGAGGACGACAAUAAGUCGUUACUUAGCACAGCAGGCCAACUAUUUUGCAAGGGAUUAACAAUUCGAUUUGCUUCUAUCAAUCCCUCCGGUAACGUUCUUACCAACCUGCCUAGUUAUCCAUGGAAUCAUGAUACGAAAUACUGGUACGAAACUCGUGUCUCACGGGAUUAUCGAAAGCGUGCCUUCCCACAUCAUCCCAUUCUCGGUAGUCGUGUUGUUGAAGCAAGCCAAGUAGAGCCUACCUGGCGGAAUUUGCUACGACUUGAGAACAUCCCUUGGUGCCACGACCAUAAGCUUGGGGGCGACAUAGUUUUUCCCGCUACGGGAUACCUGGCUAUGGCGGACAUCGCAUUACGCCAGAUUACGAUUGCUUCAGCAUUGAUCUUGAACUCGGAAACAACAGAGAUCGUCCUCUCUAUGCGUCCUUAUAGGCUAACGAACACUUUAGACUCUCGAUGGCAUGAGUUUACCAUAUCUUCUUAUAAUGAGAUGUCGGAUUCAUGGAUCAAACACUGUUUCGGUCUCAACAAGCACAUCGCUCAUCUCUCAAGGAAACUCGACGCAGCGCAUUGGUAUCAAACGUUCCAAGGACUAGAUAAAAUUUCUACGCAUCUCAUGCACGACAUUGCUGUCGCAGACCUACGGCCCGAAGUGGCCUCCGAACUAGAAAUAGAGGCUGGGACUGGCUAUUAUAUCCAUCCCACUACUUCGGAUGCUUGCUUGCAACUCUUGUCGACCGCUUCGGUUGUGCCGACCUAUAUCGGCGAGGCCUACUUCACAAAUCCCCAUGGCACCAUUACGGUUAAAGCCGCAGCCGAAACCAUGCCUAAUGGGGCCGUGGUAAUAGAGAUGAAGGAUGUUAGGAUGACACCCAUUGAUGACGGCGAGGUCCCAGACAAGGAUCCACAUGCUGGAGGCCGGUUACACUGGAAGCCUGACAUUGAUUUUCAGGACGCUUGUCAACUAGUCCACUGCCAGAAAAAGGUUAGGGAAUUAUAUUACAGGCUGCAGAGGCUUGUACUCCUUUGCUGCGUCGCCGCGCGGGACGACCUUGAUGGCCUCGAAGCCCCAAGUAACCACCCACACCUAGUCAAGUUCCAGAAAUGGAUCUGCGAACAAGUCGAACAAGCUGAAAUGUACGGAUAUCCUCUCCUCAACAAAGCUGAAGUACGUGAACUACUUCAACUCUCUCCCGAUGAGCGGUCUAGCCGUAUUCUUCACUACCUCCAACUCGUCGUCGACACCGAAUAUGCAACAAUCGGCAAUCUUGUCUACCGUCUGUACAAGGCUCUCGCAGGGAUAUUCCGCGGCGAUAUAGAUGCCCUAGAGACUCUUCGUAAGGACAAUGCACUAGCCAAGAUCUACAGCCUCGGUAACCAGUGGGAUUACGCGCCUUGGCUCCGUCUCCUAAGCCACCGCACGCCGCAUCUUCGCAUUCUAGAAGUCGGCGCUGGCACAGGUGCCACUACCGAUCUGAUCCUUCGCACACUUGACACCUUCUAUUCUUACGUAUACACCGAUAUCUCAGCCGGUUUCCUUCCUGCUGCAAAGGAGCGCUUCAGCCAUUCCAACCCAUGCAUGAGCUUUCAAACGCUUGACAUCUCUUCGGACCCCCUGGAACAAGGUUUCAAACCCGGCUCAUUCGACCUCAUUAUCGCAGCCAAUGCUCUCCACGCAACGCCAAAUCUCAGAGAAACCUUAUCUAAUGUCCGGAAGCUUUUGCGCCCUGACGGAAAACUCCUCCUGCAGGAAAUGUAUAUGACGGUCAAGUGGCUUAACUUUCUUAUGGGUGUUCUGCCUGGUUGGUGGUUAGGCGAAAAGGAUGGAAGAAGUCAGGAGCCCUACGUGUCGCCCCAGCGGUGGGCUAAGGAGCUUCUAGCGGCUGGCUUUUCUUCUCCGGAGGCGUCGGUCUUAGAUGAUGAGCUACCAUUCCAUGCCAACGUGACCAUCAUAGCCUCUCCUAAUAUUUCAUGGAAGCCCGAGCGCAUUGUCUAUCUCCUAUCGAGGCAACCGGACGGCGAAGUUGCCAGGAGAGUUUUGACUUCAUUGGAAAAGUUAGGGCUCAAGGUCAAGAACAUUGGGCUAUCGGAGAAACCACAGGGCGCCAUUAUCUCUAUUCUAGACCUGGAAGGCAAGGCAUUUCUACAAGAAAUCUCGCCUGAUGAGUAUGUCCAACUCAGGGACUUCCUAUCCAAUCUAUCUGCAGCAGGAAUGCUGUGGUUAACGAGGCCGAGCCAAAUGUACUGUUCGGAUCCACAAUACGCUAGCAUUCUCGGACUGUUGCGUGUUGUGCGCAACGAGCUGGGUGUCCCGCUAUGUUCACUCGAGCUAGACGACACAGAGUCUCCAAAAGCAUGGCAGGUUGUUUUCAAUGUCUAUCAGAAGAUGCUUCGGAUGCGUGCCAUGGAGCUGGACGAACUUACUGACCCAGACUACGAGUUUGCUUACUCUGAUGGCACUGUCUAUCUCCCGCGCUUCCAUUGGAUGUCCGUGACUGAAGAGUUAGCUUCCCGGCAAAGAGAGCAGCUCACGUUCAAGCGUCUAGAGAUCGGGAAGAGAGGUUCGCUAAAGUCAUUGCAGUGGAUUGAGAGACCGCUCCUAGGUGAUCUAACGGGAGAAGAGUUGUUCAUUGACGUUCGAGCUGUAGGCGUCAACUUCAAGGAUACAUUGAUUGCCAUGGGAAUCUUCAGCGGACCCACCGAAGCAGGAGACGGAUUCGGCGUUGAAUGCUCAGGGGUGGUUCGCGCCGUGGGCCCAGAAGUCACGGAUUUCUCACCCGGGGAUCGAGUUAUGGCCGUUACGUGCGAUGCGUAUACCACAACGCUAAGGACGGUAGCGUCUUGUUGCGCAAAAAUGACGGAUGAUCUCAGCUUUGAGGAAGCUGCAGGGAUGCCAUGUGUCUACCCAACUGUCAUUCACGGACUCAUCAACUUGGCAAGGUUGGAGAAAGGACAGACCAUUUUAAUCCACUCAGCAUGCGGCGGUAUUGGGCUGGCAGCCAUAUACGUUUGCCAGAUGAUUGGUGUCGACAAAAUCUACGCUACCGUAGGAAGUGAUGAGAAGGUCCAAUAUUUGAUUGACACCUUCAAGCUUCCAAGGUCACACAUUUUCUCCUCGCGGGAUGACAGGUUCUUCCAAUCUAUUAUGAACGAGACAAACAACCGUGGGGUGAACGUCGUCUUGAAUUCCCUGUCUGGGGAGCUGCUGCAUGCCUCGUGGAGAUGCGUUGCUGAGUUUGGCAGUAUGGUAGAGAUCGGGAAACGAGACAUUCUCGGUCAGGGACGACUUGAAAUGGAACCCUUCGAGGGUAACCGCGCUUUCUUCGGUAUUGAAAUGGAACCUAUUAUCAAGAAGCAACCACAUCGCAUACGAAAACUCUUUGAACAGUUCAUGGAGUAUUAUCGUACUGGAACCCUUAAGCCUAUACGGCCGAUCCAGAUGUUCAGUCACGCUGACAUCCAAUCCGCCAUCCGAACUAUGCAGAAAGGACAGCACAUAGGCAAACUCGUCAUCCGCAUCCCAGAAAAUGUCGCUGAUAUUGCGGCAAACCCUGCGCGUACAUAUUUCUCCUUUCGCGCCGAUGUGUCCUACCUACUUGUCGGUGGCUUCGGCGGUCUCGGCCGCUCUAUCGCUAUGUGGAUGGUUGAACAUGGAGCUAAACAUCUCACUUUUCUUUCAAGGGGUGCUGGCAAAAAACCACACGAGGUAGCUUUGGUUCGAGCAUUAGAAGAUGCCCAAUGUUCUGUCAGUGUCAUUGCGGGCAGUGUUACCAAUUUCAAAGAUGUUGUUCGCGCCGUCAGCCAAUCCCAUGCUCCCAUUGCCGGAGUGAUCCAGCUGUCUAUGGUACUACGGGAUCAUUUAUUUACGGACAUGCCCUUCGAAGACUGGGAUGCCGUAACUAGGCCUAAGAUUCAGGGUACCUGGAACUUGCAUGAAGCACUACUAGGGCAACCUCUAGACUUUUUCGUCAUGUUCAGUUCCUUCACAGGUCUCAUCGGACAGCGUGGACAAUCAAAUUAUGCAGCAGCAGGCACAUUUCUCGACGCUUUUGUACAGUUUCGCCACGGCUUGGGUUUGCCGGCAUCCGUACUUGAUGUUGGUGCCGUUGCCGACGUAGGCUUUGUAGCCGAGCGGCCGGAUCUGAUCCAAUUCUUUACGACGACAUCGCACCAUUUCCUACGAGAACAAGAUGUGCUAGAUUCGCUUGAAUUAGCCAUUCAUAAGUCAGCACCGAAACCACACAAGCUUGACAAGUCCUUCGUAUCGGAUAGCCAAAUCACACUGGCUAUCAGAACGACAAUCCCAUUAUCGUCCCCACACAACCGAAAUGUGUGGAAACGUGAUAUUCGCCUAGGCCUGUACCAUAAUCGUGACGCCGCUGCUGCGGGAGUGAGCCAAGACGGCCGUGCAGUCGGAGGGGCUAUCAAUGACGAAGAUACAAUAAUACGAGAACUAUUAGCCUCGGUCGAGAGUAACCCAGAAAUUCUGCAGCAGGACAGUUUUAUCGAACGCCUUGCGCGUAGCGUUGGAAUAGCCUUCUUUGCUUCGAUGAUGAAGCCGAUCGAAGAGCUCGAUGUCACAGCAUCGCUUGCGACUUUAGGUAUUGACUCGCUCGUGUCUAUUGAGGUACGCAACUGGUUACGUCUCCGCUUCACUGUUGAGAUUUCUGUGUUGGAGAUUAUGCGUAGCGAUAGUAUAUUGGGGUUAGCAAAAUUGGCAGCGAGGAAGUGGACAGCGAUAUUAGCUACAAAAUAGUAGGUUUCCCCUACGGUACAGGAGGAAGAUAGCCUCCUCUACUUUGCGAGUUGUGUUAAAAACUCAAUGACAUACUAAGUAUAAGUAGGUGGCUUACUUACGGUUAGGUAAAUGUAGACCGUGUUCAUAUCAUAACUCUAGAUUCCUCGCAAUAGCAUAUGAACUGUUG